Messenger RNA from Talaromyces atroroseus, 516 nucleotides. RefSeq lists its product as hypothetical. Bases 1 to 516 code for a protein of 171 amino acids. The record is from RefSeq and is a predicted model, not a curated record. The transcript has 5 exons. NCBI's taxonomy places the organism in Eukaryota, Fungi, Ascomycota, Eurotiomycetes, Eurotiales, Trichocomaceae.
AUGAAGUUGGACUCAAUUAUUCUUUGCAUAAUCUUUACGGCGACGGGCGUUGUCGAAGGCGCUUCUCGUAACAAAAUGGUCUUGAAUACGACUACCUACACAGCAGCAACCCCUCGCUAUGAUAAGAGUUCCCUCCCGCGAGCAUCUGAUGCCAAGCCAACUUGCUCCUUUCAAUAUGGGUUGGCCCAUGUUAAUGAGACAGUCACCAACAUUGGCCAUCUCUCCGAUGUUGCUAAUAUUACGUGCAGUGCGCCUGCAGCUAGUUGUGCGCGUGUGUCUCAUGAAGGGGAAUCCUCAAUAUUCUUCUGCAACUUUAUUAUUGAUUUGAGCGUACAGGAAAGUCAGGACAUAGAGACGAGGUGUGGAAAUCUUAUUCAACCCGCCAAGCAGGUCUCCGACGCCUGUAGUAUAGGCAACAGCUAUACCUAUGGUUAUGUUUCGAGAAACAUAAGUAACGGGUCUCAAAGCCAUCCAGUUUUGGUGGCUAUUGGUGCCGAUUAUGCGUUUGCGCCCUAG